Molecule: messenger RNA, 986 nt
Organism: Pongo pygmaeus (Bornean orangutan)
Lineage: Eukaryota; Metazoa; Chordata; Mammalia; Primates; Hominidae
Product: protein CROC-4
Exons: 6
Coding region: 97-684 (195 amino acids)
Source: RefSeq, a predicted model, not a curated record
GAAAAAAAUAAUUUAUCUCCCACUUUGACUCUGUGGUCCUACCCCUUCUCUUCUCUUGUCUAGACUUCCAAGUGCUGGCCUUCAUCUCCCCGCAAGAUGCUCCCCCCUCCAGCUCUCAGCCUUCAUCUUCCUACUGUCACUGUCUCCUUCACAAGGAGAGCAGCAAGAGAAAGAAAGAGAGAGGCAAGCGAAAUUCCUGAAUGGAUAGACAGAUGCUACGUCAUCGGAGCUGCAUCCUCCACUCCACAAGAGGCUAGGAGCUGGGGGGAGAGAGGCAGUCCAGCCGCAGGGGCCACCCGAACAGUCUGUCCUCCUCACAGAAGCCUGGAGCUGGGCAUCCAGGAAGAAGCAGCCUCAUUUGUUUUCUGGUGUCAUCGUAGGUGGCCACCUAUGGCUUUUGGGCUUCUCACCUGGGGCGGGUGGGUGCUGCACUACCCUCUCACCCUCCUUCCUCCGUGUGGACGACAGAGCCACAUCCAGCACCACGGACAGCUCCCGGGCGCCUUCAUCUCCUCGUCCUCCAGGCAGCACAAGCCAUUGUGGAAUCUCCACCGGGUGUACAGAAUGGUGCCUCUGCGUCCUGCCACUCAGGACCUCUCGAGUCCCCAAUGUGAUGACUCCUCAGCAUCAUCAGGAACCAAAAAGAAGAAUGUACUUCAUCCGGUUGGGCUGGAUUCCCUCUGAUAAGCCUUCCCAGUUGACUGAAAGAUGAGGCUAGGCUCUAGCAAGUUAAAGUCGAACCAGCUCCUUCAAGAAGCUUUGAGCAGAAUGAAGUGGGGAGGACCCAGCUUCUGGCCCAGGAAGUCCACUGUACCUGGAGCCAUCUGGGAUAAGACUUUGACCCAUGACUCCCAUAUCCACAACCUGUCCAUCCUGGCCCAUCCCAGUUUAUCCUGUAUCAUUUGAGCUGGGGUUCCCACAUCCUCUGAGAUGGAAGUCCCAUCUCAAGUCUUCAAUAAAGACUCUUGAAUAUUGAAUCACAUUAA